Messenger RNA from Mus caroli (Ryukyu mouse), 6562 nucleotides. It is a transcript of the gene Bcr, whose product is annotated as BCR activator of RhoGEF and GTPase. NCBI's taxonomy places the organism in Eukaryota, Metazoa, Chordata, Mammalia, Rodentia, Muridae. Gene Ontology annotation, biological process: intracellular signal transduction; protein phosphorylation; positive regulation of GTPase activity. Gene Ontology annotation, molecular function: guanyl-nucleotide exchange factor activity; protein serine/threonine kinase activity; GTPase activator activity. Gene Ontology annotation, cellular component: membrane. The record is from RefSeq and is a predicted model, not a curated record.
GCCGAGCCUCCCACCUCACCUGCGGCCCCGGGGGGCGGGCAUUGUUCGCCGCCGCAUCCGCGGGGCCAUGGGAGCCACCGGGCUCCCCAGCCCGGGCCCGGUGAGAACUCCGCGCCGCCGCUGAGCCGGACUCCCGGCUCGCAGCUCGGCGGCGCAGGUGAGCCGGCCGCGCCAUGGUGGACUCGGUGGGCUUCGCCGAGGCGUGGAGGGCGCAGUUCCCGGACUCGGAGCCGCCGCGCAUGGAGCUGCGCUCGGUGGGUGACAUCGAGCAGGAGCUGGAGCGCUGCAAGGCCUCCAUUAGGCGCUUGGAGCAGGAGGUGAACCAGGAGCGCUUCCGCAUGAUCUACCUGCAGACGCUGCUGGCCAAGGAGAAGAAGAGCUACGAUCGGCAGCGCUGGGGCUUCCGCCGCGCAGCGCAGCCCCCGGACGGCGCCGCCGAGCCCCGAGCGUCCGCCCCGCGCCCGCCGCCCGCGCCCGCCGACGGCGCAGACCCGGCGCCCGUCGAGGAGUCCGAGGCGCGGCCGGACGGAGAGGGGUCACCGAGUAAGGGGCGGUCAGCGUCCGCCCGCAGGCCAGCGGCUGCUGCAUCGGCGGACCGGGACGACCGAGGGCCCCCCACCAGCGUGGCGGCGCUCAGAUCCAACUUCGAGAAGAUCCGCAAGGGACCUGUCCAGCCCGGCUCUGCCGACGCCGAGAAGCCCUUCUACGUGAACGUCGAGUUCCACCACGAGCGCGGCCUGGUGAAGGUCAACGACAAAGAGGUGUCCGACCGAAUCAGUUCCCUGGGCAGCCAGGCCAUGCAAAUGGAGCGCAAGAAGUCCCAGCAGAGCGCCGGGCAGGGCCUGGGGGAAGCACCCAGACCCCAUUACCGUGGGCGCUCCUCGGAGAGCAGCUGCGGCCUUGACGGUGACUAUGAGGAUGCAGAGUUGAAUCCCCGUUUCCUGAAGGACAACCUAAUAAAUGCCAACGGCGGCAACAGGCCCCCUUGGCCGCCCUUGGAGUACCAACCCUACCAGAGCAUCUAUGUCGGAGGCAUGAUGGUGGAAGGGGAGGGCAAGAGCCCUCUCCUGCGAAGCCAGAGCACUUCAGAGCAGGAGAAACGCCUAACCUGGCCUCGCAGGUCCUACUCGCCUCGGAGUUUCGAGGACAGCGGAGGUGGCUACACGCCGGACUGCAGCUCCAACGAGAACCUCACCUCCAGCGAGGAGGACUUUUCCUCUGGCCAGUCCAGCCGCGUGUCACCAAGCCCCACCACCUACCGCAUGUUCCGGGACAAGAGCCGCUCACCCUCGCAGAAUUCUCAGCAGUCCUUUGACAGCAGCAGCCCCCCGACGCCACAGUGCCAGAAGCGGCACCGGCAGUGCCAGGUUGUGGUGUCUGAGGCUACCAUCGUGGGUGUCCGCAAGACCGGACAGAUCUGGCCCAGUGAUGGGGACAGCACCUUUCAGGGGGAAGCAGAUUCCUCGUUUGGAACACCACCUGGAUAUGGCUGUGCCGCAGACCAGGCUGAGGAACAGCGCCGGCACCAGGACGGGCUGCCCUACAUCGAUGAUUCACCUUCUUCCUCGCCACACCUCAGCAGCAAAGGCAGAGGCAGCCUGGCCUCAGGCGCCCUGGAUCCCACCAAAGUGAGUGAGCUGGAUUUGGAAAAGGGCCUGGAGAUGAGAAAGUGGGUUUUGUCCGGAAUCCUGGCCAGCGAGGAGACGUACCUGAGCCAUCUGGAGGCCCUGCUGCUGCCCAUGAAGCCUCUGAAAGCCGCUGCCACCACCUCUCAGCCUGUGCUGACCAGCCAGCAGAUUGAGACCAUUUUCUUCAAAGUGCCUGAGCUCUACGAGAUCCACAAGGAGUUCUACGAUGGGCUGUUCCCCCGAGUGCAGCAGUGGAGCCACCAGCAGCGUGUAGGGGACCUCUUCCAGAAGCUGGCCAGCCAGCUGGGUGUGUACCGAGCCUUUGUGGAUAACUACGGAGUGGCCAUGGAAACUGCAGAGAAGUGCUGUCAGGCCAACGCUCAGUUUGCAGAAAUCUCUGAGAACCUGCGGGCCAGAAGCAACAAGGACGUCAAGGACUCAACUACCAAGAACUCUUUGGAAACUCUGCUCUACAAGCCUGUGGACCGGGUGACGAGGAGCACACUAGUCCUUCACGACUUGCUAAAACACACCCCGUCCAGCCAUCCUGACCAUUCCCUGCUGCAAGACGCCCUCCGAAUCUCUCAGAACUUCCUAUCCAGCAUCAACGAGGAGAUCACGCCCCGCCGACAGUCCAUGACGGUGAAAAAAGGAGAGCACCGGCAGCUGCUGAAGGACAGCUUUAUGGUGGAGCUGGUGGAGGGGGCCCGCAAGCUGCGUCACAUCUUCCUGUUCACUGACCUGCUCCUCUGCACCAAGCUGAAGAAGCAGAGUGGAGGCAAAACCCAGCAAUAUGACUGUAAAUGGUACAUUCCGCUCACGGACCUCAGCUUCCAGAUGGUGGAUGAAUUGGAGGCGCUACCCAACAUCCCUCUGGUGCCAGAUGAGGAACUGGAUGCCUUGAAGAUCAAAAUCUCCCAAAUCAAAAGCGACAUCCAACGAGAGAAGAGAGCAAACAAGGGCAGCAAGGUCAUGGAGAGGCUGAGGAAGAAGCUGUCAGAGCAGGAGUCACUGCUGCUGUUAAUGUCCCCCAGCAUGGCCUUCCGGGUUCACAGUCGCAACGGCAAGAGUUACACAUUCCUUAUCUCCUCUGACUAUGAGCGAGCCGAGUGGAGAGAAAGCAUCCGCGAGCAGCAGAAGAAAUGUUUCAAAAGUUUCUCUCUGACAUCUGUGGAGCUACAAAUGCUGACCAACUCAUGUGUAAAACUUCAGACGGUUCACCACAUUCCACUGACCAUCAACAAAGAAGAUGACGAGUCUCCUGGACUCUACGGCUUCCUGCAUGUCAUCGUCCACUCAGCCACCGGUUUUAAGCAGAGCUCAAAUCUGUACUGCACCCUGGAGGUGGAUUCCUUUGGAUAUUUUGUGAAUAAAGCAAAGACUCGAGUCUACAGGGACACAACUGAGCCAAACUGGAAUGAGGAGUUUGAGAUAGAGCUAGAAGGCUCCCAGACCCUGCGGAUACUAUGUUAUGAAAAGUGUUACAACAAAAUGAAGAUGACGAAGGAAGAUGGUGAGAGCGCAGACAAGCUCAUGGGGAAAGGCCAGGUCCAGCUGGACCCCCAAACCCUACAGGACAGAGACUGGCAGCGGACUGUCAUCGACAUGAAUGGAAUUGAAGUGAAACUCUCCGUCAAGUUCACGAGCAGGGAGUUCAGCCUGAAGAGAAUGCCCUCCCGCAAACAGACAGGGGUCUUCGGUGUCAAGAUUGCUGUAGUCACAAAGAGAGAAAGGUCCAAGGUACCUUACAUUGUGCGCCAGUGUGUGGAAGAGAUCGAGCGCCGGGGUAUGGAGGAGGUGGGCAUCUACCGAGUGUCUGGAGUGGCCACAGACAUCCAGGCACUGAAGGCAGCCUUUGAUGUCAAUAACAAGGAUGUGUCCGUGAUGAUGAGCGAGAUGGACGUGAACGCCAUUGCCGGCACGCUGAAGCUCUACUUCCGUGAGCUGCCCGAGCCCCUCUUCACGGAUGAGUUCUACCCUAACUUCGCAGAAGGCAUUGCUCUUUCAGACCCUGUCGCAAAGGAGAGCUGCAUGCUGAACCUGCUGCUGUCCCUCCCAGAAGCCAACCUGCUCACCUUCCUCUUCCUUCUGGACCACCUGAAAAGGGUAGCUGAAAAGGAGACGGUGAACAAGAUGUCCCUGCACAACCUCGCCACGGUCUUUGGCCCCACGCUGCUUCGGCCCUCAGAGAAGGAAAGCAAGCUCCCUGCUAACCCCAGCCAGCCCAUCACCAUGACUGACAGCUGGUCCCUAGAGGUCAUGUCCCAGGUCCAAGUGUUGCUGUACUUCCUACAGCUGGAGGCCAUCCCUGCCCCUGACAGCAAGAGACAGAGCAUCCUGUUUUCCACUGAAGUCUAAAAGCCAGGCAUCAGUCAUCUCAUUAAGAGGCCCACAGAAUGACCUGGAAACCUGGGACAAGAGAACCCACCCACGGAGUGGGAAUGAGACCCUUCCUGCGGUGUAAUUUAGCCAUUCCGAAGCUCUGGGCCAUCUGCCAAGAGACAAGUACCCAAAGCGAAAGGCCAAGGGGCCUGCGAGAAUCCAGGUGUGUCUGCAAGUCCCAGGCUGGCCCCCAGACUGUACCUUUCCCUUGUUGCCACCAGAGGGCACCCCAAGCCAGCCCAUCUGCAAGCCUGCGGACAAGGGAAAAGAGGCGGAGAAGAGAGUGGUUUUUACGAAUCUAAUUUAUCAGAGUUUAAAAAAAAAAAAUCUCUACUGGAUCAUUUGUUCUGAUGCACCCUCUCUGGGGAAUAGGGACACCGUCAGAUCCCUUACUGUUGUGUCUUGAAUAAACACUGCUGCUGCUUCCUAUUGUGGGGGCCACAGCCAUGUCCCUCUGUUUAGGUGGGGAUGCCUUCACGUUCCCUGACGUAGAAAUUCCACUGUGUGUGUGACAGGGUCUGAGACGCUGACUCGGCACUGUAACAUCUUCAGCCCUGGCUGCUUGCUCUGUCUUCCCAGAAGGAUGUCUGUGCAGAAGUAGGUCAGGCUCCUGUUCGCUGAUAUUCUUGUUUGGGCUCUCUAUGCACCUCUCAGGAGUGUGCUCCUCCACAGCCCAGAAGUGUCCCGGGACCCAGCACGGGGAAAGGAGACCCUGGUCGUCACGCACCUUACAAUUCCUUCUGCAGGGAGAGUGGCCGAGCCCACUGAUCCUUACAGCCUCCCUUCUGUCUUACAAAGGCUGUGAUAUCUCCAGCCUGGCUCUGACUGCUGUCUCUCUCCCACGUUGCCGCACCUAAGAGACCACUCCCUUCCCUUGCUCCCGACUGAGCAGACUCGGUUACCUUUCUCAGCCGUCUCUGCUCCAAGGCAGCAGCUUCCUCUAGUGGCUUGUUUUAAUACUUUGAUCCGAAAUAGCUUUUGAUACUUGAAUAUUUUUAAGUUUUAUACGUAGUUUCUAAUUUUUUUUUUCCUAAUGGGUUCAGACACCGAAUACGAUACUAGAAUGUCCACCGUGGACGGGCCAUGUCCAGGCAGUGUUAUGUCUUCCUUUGAGAGCCGGCUUCCUUUUUGUUUGGAGUCGUUUCUGAUGCCUCCGGAGCAUCAGAAAUAUGGGAAGAAGGUUAGGAAAGUCGGGCCUGGGGAUAGGAGCAAGAUGGAAAGCUAGCCCACCUGCGGCCCUCCCACCUCAAUCCCUGUUGCUGGGUGUGAGUCGAGGUAGUAGUCUCUUACUGGCCACCCUAGUGAGCAAAGGGGAAGGGAAACCCACUCAUUGUCUUCAGGAAGGAAUUCCGUAAACCCUUGCAUCCCUUCUUAAAGGGUAGAAUCCCACCCUUGGGUGACAGAGGCAGAGUUACCAUGAGCUCGGGACCAGCCUUGGCAGCAUCAUGCUUAUCUGGACAGCCAAGACUACUGUGCAGGGGAGAGAAGAAUAAAGGCUGACGAGAGACUUGAAUCCUGAGCUGCUCCUGCAGGAAGGCAUAAUUUUAGGGGUGUAGACUGCCUGUCCCGUGAGGACUCCUGCACCCGGUCACAUACCCCAACAGCCCCUCCCAUGUCUGGAUGGUGGGUAUGCCCACUGAUGGCAUCCACCAACCCCACAGCACAUGGGGGACCCCUGAGAGGCAGAGCCAUGUGUUCCCCUCCCGUCUGCUCUUGAACCUGCCUAAGGUAUUGGGCAGGAAACAAAAGACCCUACAGGGUCUCUGUCUGCAUACAGUGUUUAGCUGGCUUUUUUUUUUUUUUUUUUUUUUUCCUCAGCAGAGCUACCCAUUGGUCUGCUCUUGAGCAUUUUUGGACCCAGUGGGCUCCUCUAGUUUGGCUGCUCAUCCCAGUCCAUGUCAUUGGCUCUGACCCUGUAAGGGGAGCACUGCUGAGGAAAGCUAAGUAACCCCCCAGCCCCCCACUGUUGUUUCUGCACCCCCCCCCUCCCCCCCCCCCAACCCCUUGUUUCUUGCUUUGUGUCUGUCACCUUGAACUGGAAAGCAAUAUAUCAAUGUGCCAAUGUGCAUUCCCUGGCCCACCCCCUGCCUCGGUUCACUUUAUUUAUUUAGGUUAUGUGUUAUUUGAUGAUGGAAUGAGCAUCCCUGUGUCAGUCUAAAAAAUGCCCCUCCGCCAUCGGGCCACGGCAGCGGUGACUGGGGCUGCCCCUCUUACCGCCUCACACCUUGCAGGCCUCUAAGCUGGCAAAGAAAAUACAUGACGUUGUCCAGGAGUGGGGGUGACUCAGCUUUACCCUCUGCAAAGAGAAUGACGACCCCAGUCCAUUGUGACCGCCCACCAGGCGUGGCUGCCAGACUCUAAAGGAAGAAGUGAUACUUUCUUACCUUGGAACCUGGGUCCUUGACACAGUGGGCUUGGCUUUCCUGGUGGCAGCCUGGCCUCUGCAGUGGGUGGAUGGUCUCUUUGCUGCGAUCCUGCUUUUGAACUCAGCUGUCUGUACUACUCUGGGCCGGAAGGACCACGGACACUCUCAUUAAAGUCUCCUGAGACUA